AAAGACUCAGUGAGCGUCUUAAUAAUACUAAGGUGCAAUGGUAUUCAAUUCCAGUUGGUGCUGGAAUUGCAUUUAUCGCCUUUCAAAACUUUUUGCAUCAUGUUAAAGAACAUGAGGAAGAGCAAGGACAAAAGAAAAGUGCAGAAGGAGGGGAUAAAAAAGAAUUGUCAAAACGUCCUACCGUUAGUGGGCCUUGGCAGGUUCACGUUUUGGGAGCUCUUCCGCUUCGAACUUUAUCUCGAUUAUGGGGUAGAAUUAAUAAUGAGUUAACUUUGCCUGUUUGGUUACGAGAGCCUAUAUAUCGUCUAUAUAGUAGGAUUUUUAACUGUGAUUUAGAGGAAAUCGAGGUAUCUCCCGCAGAUGGUAAAGUGCUAAGCUUUGGCAUGAUCAAUGAAGGCAAAUUGGAACAAGUAAAAGGAAUCACUUAUUCACUAGAUGCUUUCCUGGGUCUUAAUAAGCAGACUGAAGGGGUGACUUUUAUCACAGCAAGCAGCGAUAUGACUCUGGUCGAUGAAAAAGAAUUUGCCAUUUUAAAUGGUAUUCAAUAUACGUUAGACACACUUUUAGGAGAUGAUCCAGCUCAAGCUGUUCAACAAGAAAGUGAAAUUGAUGAUGACUUAAUCGUAGUAUCGUCUCAGAAAAAUGUUGAAAGUCGAGAAGCUUUGGUAUCGAAAAGUGUGCUUAAAUCACCUUUGUACUCUAAAGAAAUACAACCUCAUCAUCGUCAUACGGUGCAUAAGGAAAAUGGUUUAUUCUUUUGUGUUGUAUAUCUGGCACCUGGAGAUUAUCAUCGAUUUCAUUCACCGACGAAUUGGGUCGCGGAAGUGCGACGACAUUUUGCUGGAGAACUUUUCUCUGUUUCUCCGUAUAUGACCAAUUUGAUGCCUGAUUUAUUUGUGCUGAACGAACGUGUUGUAUUAAUUGGAAGAUGGAAAUAUGGUUUCUUUUCGAUGAUCCCUGUUGGUGCUACCAAUGUCGGUUCUAUAAAGAUUAAUUUCGAUCGGGCGCUUAGAACUAAUCGAAAAGAGGAUUUGGUGGUUGGAAAAUAUACCGAAGUAUCGUAUCGAAAAGCCAGUAAGCUGUUGGGUGGUUAUCCGCUAAAAGCCGGUGAUGAAAUGGGUGGAUUCGCAUUAGGUUCCACAAUCGUAUUAGUAUUUGAAGCACCUGCUCGUUUUGCUUUUUCCGUCGUUCCUGGGCAAAAAGUUAAAUAUGGACAAACUUUAGGCGAUUACUAUCGUGAGCUUGAUAAUGAUUGA
This is a messenger RNA of Ambispora leptoticha, 1256 nucleotides long. The record is from the annotation of a GenBank genome assembly. Lineage: Eukaryota; Fungi; Glomeromycota; Glomeromycetes; Archaeosporales; Ambisporaceae.